AUGGCUUCUUCCAAGAACGUCGUUUUCGAUAUCGUCGGAACCCUUGUAAGCUAUGAAUAUCUUUACGACGCAAUUGACCGCCGUCUAGGCGACCGACUACGCGCAGAAGGUAUCAAGCCAUAUAUGCUCGGUCAAAUGUGGAUGGAAACAUCUGAGCGAGAGUAUACCAACCUCAGCAUAUCCGGUCGAUACGCAGUAUAUGGCGAUGUCUUUGAGGCCCUGUUCUAUCGAAUUCUUUGGAUGAGUGGGAUUCAAGAGCCAAGGGAAUUUGCUUCGCCAGAGGAUCUCGAGUACAUAAUGAGCGAAUACACCGGUCUCACCAUGCGCCCCGGUGCCGUGGAAUGUGUGAAGAAGCUGCGUGAUGCGGGAUUCACCGUUUGGGCGUUUACUGCUGGUGAUCUCCGUCGUGUUGGUGGGUACUUUGCGAAAGCGGGUAUUGAGAUGCCGACUGAGCAUUUGCUAUCCUGCGAUACUGCUGGAGUUGGCAAGCCAGACCUCGACGCCUAUAGACCUUUACUGGGCAAGUUGAUGGAUGAAAAUGAGGGCAAGAAGCCUUGGUUUGCUGCUGCUCAUAUGUGGGACGUUUCUGCUGCUCGUAGAACAGGAUUCAAGGGCGCAUACUGCACUGUGCUGGAGAAAGAGCCGUUGACACAGCUAUUUGGGGAAAUGGAUGUGAUUGAUGAUACUUUGCCGGGAAUGGCCGACAAGAUUAUUGCUAGUCAGGCCGCAUGA
Penicillium manginii is the source of this 732-nucleotide messenger RNA. RefSeq lists its product as uncharacterized. The coding region runs from base 1 to 732 and encodes 243 amino acids. The transcript has 2 exons. NCBI's taxonomy places the organism in Eukaryota, Fungi, Ascomycota, Eurotiomycetes, Eurotiales, Aspergillaceae. The record is from RefSeq and is a predicted model, not a curated record.